UUGAUAAAGAUAUCAAGAGGAGUAAGUCCAUCGGUCCUGAGCUCAUAGAAGCUAUCAAAGGAUCGAGGAUUGCAAUUGUCUUCCUCUCGAGGAACUAUGCUUCUUCUUCGUGGUGCUUUGAAUGUUUCAACGGCGUCAAGCGAUUUCAGCAGCUUAGUUGGGAUGGAGGCUCAUAUGAAAAAGUUGGAACUAAUGUUAUACCUAGAUUUGAAUGAUGUGAGGAUGAUAGGGAUUUGGGGUCCUCCUGGGAUUGGUAAGACCAGCAUCGCCAGAGUUUUAUUUAGCAAACACUCUGACAGUUUCGACUUGAGUGUCUUUAUGGAGAAUGUCAAAGGACGAUAUACAAGACCAGGUUGUUCGGAUGAACACAGUCUUAAGCUGCACUUACAUCAGCAGUUUCUGUCUCAAAUAUUCAACCAGAAGGAUAUAGAAGUUCCUCACUUAGGUGUUAUACAAGACAGGUUAAGAGACAAGAGAGUGCUUGUUGUCCUUGAUGACGUCGAUCAGCCAGCACAAUUAGAAGCCAUGGCCAAGGAAAAUAAGUGGUUUGGUCCUGAAAGUCGGAUUAUUGUCACCACUCAAGGUCGAAGACUUUUGGAAGGACAUGGAAUCAAAGAUAUGUACAAGGUGGAUUUUCCACCACCUCGUGAAGCUUUUCAAAUCUUCUGCAUGGAUGCUUUUGGUCAAGCCUCUCCUAAACACGGUUUCGAGGAGCUUGCAUGGGAAGCUACAUACGUGUCUGGUAUACACCCUUCGGGUAUAAGAAGUAUGGGUUCUUAUUUCCGGGGAAUGUCAAAGCUGGAGUGGGCAGACGCAUUACUAAGGUUAAGGACUAAUAACCCUGACUCUGGUUCUGUGAGGACCUACAAAAAAGUCGGAAUCAGAAUCAGAAAUGAAAAACAGAAGAUUGUGUCACGUAUGAUGAGCUCAAUAAGGAGGAAACAAAUAGCAGCAGCAGAAGAAAGAGCUGCUAGUGUUUAUGAAAGAACUAUGAAAGAGGUGGAUUCUUCUCCUGUGUCGUCUACUCGGGGACUUGCUGAAGGUUUGGCAAAGAAACUGAUAGAGUUGAAGAACCACUUCGAAGGACAUGAAACCUGAUCAAACCACCAAAACGAAAGUAUGUGCAAUGAGUGAUUUUAUAUAUGUUAUAUGUACUAAUCUUUGUAUUUACGUUGCAAUUUGCUUCACUUGUAAUAAGGAGAGAAUCGGUCAACCUAUAAUAUGUAGGAACCAACUCUUCCAUUUCGCAACAUUAUUAAUUAAUUCCUUUGCUUGUAGGAUCUAUGUCUCCAACUUGUUUUGUUUCUUGUUGACUAAUUAAAUUCCCUAAAACAAAA
Molecule: messenger RNA, 1337 nt
Organism: Arabidopsis lyrata subsp. lyrata
Lineage: Eukaryota; Viridiplantae; Streptophyta; Magnoliopsida; Brassicales; Brassicaceae
Product: probable disease resistance protein RPP1
Exons: 1
Coding region: 97-1098 (333 amino acids)
Biological process (GO): defense response
Molecular function (GO): ADP binding
Source: RefSeq, a predicted model, not a curated record